CUUCCCAAGCCUAUUUGCCAAAGAAACCCCCUACCACUACUUGCAGCCCAUACUUUAUUUAACCAGGAGUUGGAUUUCCUUGUUCCAAUCUUUGUCUUGUCUUCUCUUCUUUCAACCACUUGGCCUGCCUUCUCCACUUCUCCUCUCCAAUCUCCUUGUAGGUGUCAGACACCAAAUUGCUGCCAUCUGUGUCUGGCCACACUUCUUUCUUACAUUCAAAGUCCUUCUGCAGGAGGGCAAACAGAAUGAUGGGUGUUCAAGUCCAAGACCCAGAUUACUCAGAAUUUGUGGAGGUUGAUCCUACAGGGAGAUAUGGCAGGUUCAAUGAUAUCCUUGGCAAGGGUGCUUCAAAGACUGUUUAUAGGGCUUUUGAUGAGUAUGAAGGGAUUGAGGUUGCCUGGAACCAGGUGAAGCUCCAUGAUUUCCUGCAGAGCCCUGAGAACCUGGACAGGCUUUAUUGUGAAAUCCAUCUUCUCAAGACUUUGAAGCACAAGAACAUUAUGAAGUUUUAUACCUAUUGGGUCGACACCUCUGAGAGGAACAUCAAUUUUGUCACUGAGCUGUUCACCUCUGGCACUCUUAGGCAGUAUAGGCAACAGCAUAGAAGGGUCAAUAUUAGGGCAGUGAAGCAUUGGUGUAGGCAGGUUCUUAAUGGCCUUCUCUACCUCCACAGUCAUGAACCCCCUAUCAUCCACAGGGACCUCAAGUGUGACAACAUCUUCAUUAAUGGGAACCAAGGCGAGGUCAAGAUCGGUGACCUUGGCCAUGCUGCUAUGCUCUGGAAAUCACAUGCUGUCCAUUGUGUUGGCACACCAGAAUUCAUGGCUCCAGAGGUGUAUGAGGAGGAAUACAAUGAAUUAGUGGACAUCUACUCAUUUGGGAUGUGUGUCUUGGAAAUGGUCACCUUUGAAUACCCAUACAAUGAAUGCACCCACCCGGUGCAGAUAUACAAGAAAGUUAUCUCUGGGAUCAAACCCAAAGCUUUGUACAGAGUUAAGGAUCCUGAGGUCAGGCAAUUUGUUGAAAAAUGCCUUGCCACAGCAUCUGAAAGGCUUUCCGCUAGGGAGCUGCUUAAGGAUCCUUUUCUACAAGUUGAUGAUCUUGGUUUGAGCUAUGACAAAGGAAACAUCAGCAGUAUCAACUGUAUUUUGGGGCAACCCUCCCUUGGUCUCAUCCAAAGUAAUGUUUCCUUUAUCACCAAUGAGUUUUCAAAGAUUUUGCACCCUGAAACAGAGUUGCAGAAUGGCUGGGACUACGAUGUGACAAAAAUGGAAGCGCUUGGAAUGGACCUACUCGAUAGUCACGAAGAUGAGCAUCCUGCUAUUAUGGACAUUACUAUCAAGGGAAGCAGAAGGGAAGAUGGGAACAUCUUCCUGAGGCUAAGGAUUUCAGACAAAGAUGGCCAUGUACGAAACAUAUAUUUCCUCUUUGACAUUGAAGCUGAUACUUCAUUGAGCGUUGCCAUGGAGAUGGUAGCAGAGUUGGCUAUCCUGGAUUAUGAUGUGACUAGAAUAGCAGAUAUGAUUGAUAGAGAGGUAGCUUCACUGGUUCUGGAGAGGAAGCCAGGUCCAAGAUUAGAAGGAACUCCAGGGGUUCCUGCAGCUACUUUCUGCCAGAAUUGUGCCUCCAAUGUUUUAUCAUGUGGUUCACUUCUAGACUCUCUCUCACUGAGAAAUCCAUGCUGCAGUAACAUGAAAUCAGUUCACUGUUGCCAACUUGAGGGUGCUGAAAUGCCUGGUCAAUGUGAAGAGCUAAUGUACCCGGUUGAGGGAUCCGAGCUUCGUAUGACUGGGAGACCACCUAUGCUAUCGACAGGCCAAGGCUUAAUCGCUCCAACAAUGAAUGUAAAUGAUUAGAACCUAUUGUAGGGGGAUGAAGAGGUUCUACAAUUUGAUGACUGCAAAAGAAGUGUGUGAGAAAUCUCUAGGCAAGUCAAUCUCGGAAUCUCACCAGUAACAGUCUCUUGAUUUACCAGAGGGGAGUUACCAGUUCACUACACCCAAAAAAUUAAUCAAUGGCUAUUAAAAUGAGAUCAGUCAUGACAAGGCAAGGUGCCAGAUUGAGCUACAAGAACAGAUCAACCAACAGAUGACAGUAUCCAAAAGAAUGCUGCAUCCAACCCCAGACUCUACCAAUAUAGAAAGAAUAGUGGAGUCCUCCCUUUCAGGCAAUCAUAACUCCUUCCAUAUACCUCGAAGUGAUACAAACUGUGCCUCUAUGCUUAAGAUGGCUCCUGCUGAUGUAAAUUCUGGGUAGCAGCGGAGAAACUGAACACUGCAGGUGGCCCCUGAGAUAAUGUUCACAAGAAGGAACUUCUAUGCUGGAGCCAUUGCGCCACGGGCUCUUACUAGAACCAAGUCCUUCCUGUUGAUAAUUAACAUCUGAGAAGCCUUUUUACAAAUACACUGGCAGUCUGAAUAUCAUCUCUCCACCUGCUUUCUUGUACAGCAAUAGUGAGAUGCACUGAAAUGUAUCGUUGUUCGCAUAUUCUUUCGCAGUUUCAUGUAAGUUGAUUUUCCUACUCGGAUAGAUGAGGGCUGUUGUACUAAAAUAAACACUAACUUGUUUUACGUUAUAAGAUUUUCCCAAGAGCAUGAGAAACAUUUCACUUGCUUAA
Messenger RNA from Musa acuminata subsp. malaccensis (wild Malaysian banana), 2617 nucleotides. Its product is annotated as probable serine/threonine-protein kinase WNK1. The record is from RefSeq and is a predicted model, not a curated record. Lineage: Eukaryota; Viridiplantae; Streptophyta; Magnoliopsida; Zingiberales; Musaceae. Gene Ontology annotation, molecular function: protein serine/threonine kinase activity; ATP binding. Gene Ontology annotation, cellular component: cytoplasm. Gene Ontology annotation, biological process: protein phosphorylation; intracellular signal transduction.